Messenger RNA from Drosophila innubila, 411 nucleotides. RefSeq lists its product as uncharacterized. The transcript is spliced from 3 exons. NCBI's taxonomy places the organism in Eukaryota, Metazoa, Arthropoda, Insecta, Diptera, Drosophilidae. The record is from RefSeq and is a predicted model, not a curated record. The coding region runs from base 1 to 411 and encodes 136 amino acids.
AUGGAAAUAACUCCAAUUCCUGGUGACUGCUCGAAAUGCCAUGCUGAGUAUGAAGUACUUUUGGAGCAAUACACAACAUUUACAUCAUAUAUUGUAAAGGAAAUUAAUGCCAAGGAAUCAGAUCCAAAAGCAUCUCAGCGGGAGCUAGCGAUCUUGUAUGGCACAUACAACAGCUACAUCACAAUGCAUUUCUCAGAAGAAAAUCCGUUGCGAUUUGCUGGCGUCCUUAGCUUUGUUGAAUUUUUAACAUCGAAUGGUUUCUUGAACCAUGCCAGUGAUGUUAUCAUCGCAUUGCAUCGCUCUUUUUACUGUUAUUACGUUGAUUAUGAUAAGAUCUACAGCAAAGAUAUAGAUGUAACGUUUUUCAAUAAGGUCCGACAAAUUAUGGAAAGAUACUUGGAUAAUCUGUAA